Messenger RNA from Peniophora sp. CBMAI 1063, 873 nucleotides. The record is from the annotation of a GenBank genome assembly. Lineage: Eukaryota; Fungi; Basidiomycota; Agaricomycetes; Russulales; Peniophoraceae.
AUGUCCGAAUCUGACGUCCCUGACGGCUUCAAGCGUGUCGGAGACCACCCCGACGAGCUGUGGUCCGAAGCCGCGUUCAAACACGUCUUCCGCCUGCAAGAAGAGGAAGAGAAACGUGACCCGGACGCCUACGAUAUCUAUAUCUUCAAUGACUUCUUCGGCUACGCCUGCGCGGACCUGAUUCGACGCGAGAUGCUCUCGCUCGGAACCAAAGCAGCGAGUACGACAGGACGCUUGGAGCUCAAGACUUUCCAGCAAUUUGAAGCACUCGUGCUCUAUAUGGCCAACAGUAACGGCGCCAAUGUGUUUCCCACAAUCGACGAUGCUGAACUGGCGGAAGCUAUCUACAACGGCUACGGGUCCUUGUGGCUGAGCUACCUCUUGAACCUGGAGAAGGCCGCGAAGCCAGAUAACCUAAGCUCUACGAACCCAAUCAAUGCGCUGAACUUUAAGAACGUCGUACGCACGGCGGCCAAAGUUCUUGGACAGUAUGGUGGCCUUGGCUUCGAGAACGACGCGGAUGACUUUGAACGUGCUAUGCUUCGUGUGCUCGAGCGCAACGGGAUGAAUGGUACGCCUAAGAAGAAGCUCUUCCUGGGCGAGAACUCUGGCGAAGAUGACGAGGACGAGGACAUGGAAGACGAAGACGAGGAAGACGAUGAUGAAGAUGAAGGAUUUGAGCCCGCGACGGACAAGGACGUGACACGUAUCGCGAAGCAGUGGAAGAUGACGCCGGCGCUUCAAACGCUCCGCGCCCGUGCGGUGCCGGUAGACUUCGUCAAAGGGCGGUCUUGGGACAUAUCUUCCUGGCCUGCGCAUGAGCUUGCGGCGGAGAAGGCGAAGCAGCAGGCUAUCAUGGAUGGGUUUGAUUGA